AUGAUUUCAUCAAACGCAAACAACAUAUCCGUGGUUUUGGACCAUGCUGGUUCGGACAGAAAUGAUACUUCUACACCAACAAAAUGUGCCGCUUUCACUGUUGGACCCAUGGAAAUUUAUAUCACAAUACAUGUUCUCACUCUUUUAGUGUCCUUGGUAGGAAAUAUUCUUAUCAUUGCUGCUUAUGUGAGAAUGAAGGAAAAUAUUUUGCUCCCUAUCGCCAACAUGGCUGCAUCUGAUCUGCUGACUGCACUCUUUCUAAUGCCUCGCCUUUUAACAAGAGAGUUCACUCGAUCCAACGUUUUCCUCGUUCGAGGAGGUACAGGUACAUUUCUGUGCAAGAUGUGUACUUUCCUAAGCGACGUAUCGUUGUCUGUGUCGACCCAGAGCGUAUUGCUUAUAGCCACUGAACGAUUCCUUGCUAUUGUUCAUCCACUUCUGUAUAAGAAGGUGUUCACGGUGAAAAGACGCUAUCUCUUCGUCGCUUUAACAUGGAUAGCUUCCAUGGCGAUUCAUUCGCCAUACUUUUACAUUUUCCGUCUGUCUGCCGAUAACACGUGUCAACCCAACUGGGAACCAGCUUUUGAUCAUGAGUCGACGCAGCCACGCUACCUGAUCUUUCUAUUCAUAACAGUUUUGUUUUUACCGCUGCUUUCUAUUUCUGUGCUUUAUGGUAUUAUCCAUGUUAAACUUCAGAGAGAUAAAUUGGCUUCGUCUCGAACUGAGAGAGGGGCUGUAAGACAUCAAGAACGCAGCAGGAAGUUACAAAGGAUGGGAAUAGCUACUAUCAUUGCGUUCUUACUUUGCUGGACGCUUUAUAUUGGAAUAAGUGUUUUCAAACUAUUUUCCCCAAAUGCUCAACAGAAUUGUAAUAUAGGUUUCAGGAUGGUUGAUCAUAUUUCUCGAGUUUUGGUAAGCUGCUAUCCUGCGGUAAAUGCGAGCAUUUGCUUCAUCUUCGUACAGGGCUUUACUCAGCAGCUUAUAGGUAUGUGUAGACGAAAACGCCAACGAUCAGUCACUACUGAAAUAGUACAAGAUUGGUCUGCGGAGAACAACUGCAGUCGCAUACGAUCUGAAUCAGCGCAAACAUUGAGCUCGUUACUGAUCACGAGAAACGGGAACAAUUGCUCACUCGUUGAUUCCCAUCUAGUCUAA
Messenger RNA from Pocillopora meandrina, 1155 nucleotides. The record is from the annotation of a GenBank genome assembly. Lineage: Eukaryota; Metazoa; Cnidaria; Anthozoa; Scleractinia; Pocilloporidae.